AUGUCAGUUUAUCGCGUGGAAGUAUAUAUACGUGGUACCGUAGAAGAAGCUCCGUACUGCAAGCAACUUCGUGCACAACGAACCAAACGGGCUCCAGCAUCGAAUUACGGGCAACUAACCUGCGUGCUCUUUAGGUUGUGGUGGUGCGAAAAGAUUUACAAGCACGCGAACAUGGUAGAGAAGCAACCUCCAGGACUCGUCGAAGAAUGGCCCCCUUCUCCGCAGGGCACAAUUACGCAUGUGCCACACCAUACCCUUGUUCGUAUUGCGGCUGAGCAUCAAGUGCCAGUGGAAUCCUUGACCACUCUUACUGUGAAGUGCUCUGUUGAGCCUCUCUACUCUGCCGUUUUGGAGUACGCGGCGUUAUCCGAUCCUCAAGAUCCAAGGACAUCUUUCCCUCUCUCUGUUUCUCACGUGAGAUUCCCACGAUCAAACGAUGCCUUCGACGGUGAAACUUUGAAGAGUUUUCAGGCGGCUAUGAUGAGAAUGGACCAAGUAAAGUUGAAAGGCGGGAGAGGCCUGUUAGAUAAGAAGCUUGCACAGCCAAAAUUUCGGCUCGGCUUAGGCGAAACAGUCAUUGUAUGGCCACCCCCACCUCAUCUUACGGCCGAAUAUCUCUGCAAGCAAAACUGCGACGCAAAGCGUAGAAUGGGAGAGCUCGAUGUUCUUGCAACGACAACAGAAGGUAGUUUUGAAUCCAAAGUACCAGAAGUUCCUGAAGAAGGGAGAGAGAAUGGCGACGUAUCCGGUACGGAUGACAAUAGCACUGGUCUGCAAAUUCACAUCGUACAUUACUCCGUGGGAGAACCGCAGGAGGUGAACGGAACGCUUUCGACUCUCCGUGAACUGCUAAUAGUCGGGCUUGACGGUUCCAAACAGCUGCGUAACUUUGUAACAGAGAUCUCUCAGUGGAGCGUUGACAAAGACAUCUACGAUGGCAUGGACCACAAGUUUUCACUGUAUCGAUACCAAUUUUUUUGUCCUGGAAGGGGUCGAUGGUUUCUAGAGGGCUUGAAGCGCUCGAGAACACCGGCAUCUGUUAUUCUUCCUGCCAAGCAAAUGGAUUACAUUCUCGAAGACGUCAAGCAGUUUCUUAAAAUGGAGACGCGUAAAUGGUAUGUCGAGCACGGUAUGCCACAUCGGCGUUCGUUUCUAUUUUUCGGACCACCCGGGACAGGCAAGACAUCGACGAUCCGUGUGAUUGCGUCUCAAUUCCAGCUCAACUGCUGUUUUCUGAGCAUGACGAACCCAGAAUUCAGCAACCAGGACCUUGCCCAGGCACUCACGGCGAUCCCCGCGAACGCGCUUCUCGUAUUUGAGGACGUGGAUGCGCUGUUUAACAAGGACCGAACCAGCGCCGAGGCGCCGAAACUCUCCUUUUCGAGCUUUCUGAACGCCCUGGACGGAUUGAUCAGUGCGGAUGGGGUCAUCACGGUGAUGACUACGAAUAACAUUGCUAAACUGGACAGCGCGUUGAUCCGGGGCGGACGUGUGGAUCGACGAGUUCACUUUCCCAGUCCUGACGAGGAGCAGAUCAAAGAGCUAUUCAUGUCCUUCUACCCAGAGGCGAGGCAGGAAGUGGCACAGGAGUUUGUGAGUGCAGUGUUUUCCAGGUUCGAGGACAAGGAGGCACGGUCGAUCGCGACGUUGCAGCAGCUGUUCAUCGAUCAGCGGGAGAAUUCGGCGGAAGAAUGCGCGCGGUCAGUGGCCUCGUUCUUUGAAAGGUAUUACCCGAAGGGAGAUACUUCCCUAACGGGAGCAAACCAUAUCUAUGGGUAGAGUCGUAGACGUCAAAGUCCACGUAGAAUUGACUCGGUUUUCUGGAAAGAUUUUACGGCAAGAGAAAAUUUCCAUUACGAAAGGAUAGGACACACUUUCAGUGGAGCACAGUGUGUCUAGUUAAAAGAAAGUGCAUGUCGAAAACGAGACAUACAGUAAGGGCGUCUCCACCAAUGCUGAUGAUAAGGUCCAGUUCAAUAUUUGGACAAAUUUUUGAGAGUGAUGGCACCACACCGGCAUAGAAGUUCCAAUCCAUUUUUGGACUUGGAUUGGACCGAAAUUUUGGAGCACAGGAAUUUGGUCCAAAAACGGGUUAUUUGGAUCAAUAUGAACCGCUCCAACUCGCAUGUCCAAUCCAAAACAUCUGAGUCGCGAUUCCCCUGACAUGAUCUGGAUCGUCAUUUCCCACAAGAGACAAUGGGGAAACCAUGGCACAUUUUGGAUUCUUAAUUCCAUUUAGGAGGUUCACAUCACAGAUAAAUGAAAUCUGGCGUCACAAAUUUAAUAAAUUGAAGAUCGUGGU
Messenger RNA from Chondrus crispus (carragheen), 2302 nucleotides. RefSeq lists its product as hypothetical. Lineage: Eukaryota; Rhodophyta; Florideophyceae; Gigartinales; Gigartinaceae. The record is from RefSeq and is a predicted model, not a curated record. The transcript is spliced from 2 exons. The coding region runs from base 1 to 1779 and encodes 592 amino acids. Gene Ontology annotation, molecular function: ATP binding; ATP hydrolysis activity.